UUCACAGAUAACAUACGGCAACAUCGAGUUUAGGCGAAAUGUAGUUUAUCCGUGAUGUGAAGCUUAACGGUAGUUUUGUUGCAGUGGGGUUAUUGUCAGAUCAAAUAUAUUUGAGUGCAUUAUAUGAAUGUAAAUUAUCUGAAGAAUAUACGACUGCAUCUAAGGAUUUGUUUUCGGUAUGCACUUUGAUGAGGAUUUUGCUUUAGCUGCACAUUUACAAAACCAAUUUCUCGACGGACUAAAUGUUAAUGACUUAAAACUAACGUCUGUGAUAAAUUCACAUACAUACAAGGCACAGGAUGUCAAAAACAAAUAUAAUGACAGCAAGAAGAAGUCUCAUAAAGAAGCUUCCAUUGUAGAUUCAUCAUGGGAAUAUAUCGAUCCAACACCAGACAUACAUGCUCUGUUUAUUCAGUUCGACAACCGGUUCUUCUGGGGGAAGUUGAGGAGUGUGGAAGUGAGAUGGAGUCGACGAAUGACUUCAUGUGCUGGGGUGUGCUGCUAUGAGGGUCGGGGUGGUCUGUGCUCUGUUCGGCUCAGCUUUCCUUUGCUGAAACUGCGUCCCAGAAAGGACCUUGUUGAAACAUUGCUGCAUGAGAUGAUACACGCGUAUCUGUUUGUGACUUGCAACAAUCGUGACCGUGAAGGCCACGGACCUGAAUUUCAUAAGCAAAUGUAUAGAAUCAACAAGGAGGCAGGUACCAAUAUUACUGUUUACCACAGCUUCCAUGAAGAAGUGAAACUAUAUAAGCAACACUGGUGGCGUUGUGAUGGGCCGUGCCAAAAUAGACCGCCUUUCUUUGGCAUGGUGAAGCGUGCAAUGAACCGUCCGCCUGGACCCACUGAUUUAUGGUGGGAGGAGCACCAAGCGAAGUGUGGGGGACGUCACGUCAAGAUUCGCGAGCCUCCGGGAUUUUCCGAGAAGAAAGCCAAGCAAGCCGGCAAGAAGGUUGUUUCGGCAUCGACCGGAAGCAAAGUUGAUAUUCGAAACUUCUUUCCAUCCCACGGAAACAGAAGAAUACUCGGAAACACGACAAAUAAUGGAAGUGUAACAAACAAGACAUUAAGCAAAACUAAAAACAAACCUCAAUCUUCGUUGCUUUCUAGUUCCACCAAUAAUAUUACAGGUUUCAAGGAUUUGUUCGAUAAAAACGUGAGCGGCGGUCAAUCUCAUGACAGACCGAGAACGAAUGACUCUGUUGUUGCAAACAAACAAAAUGGUGGUUUGUUGCCGAGAGGUAGCCCGAAUAACGUGCCCUUUGACGAUAAGGCCCACUCUACUUUUUCUUCUAAAUGUAAAGACAGUGUAAGAACAAGUACGUCCGGAGGAAUGUUGGCCAAUAAGGGUGGAGGUACAUUAGUGAUUACCGCUCAAGGCAGAAAUAAGGGUGCCUCAUAUGGAAAUUUAAAUAGUGGGAAAAAGGUUAUAAAUAACAUUGUACCUUUCACUGGAAAAGGGUAUACGUUAAAUGCAGGAAGUGAGACUCAUGGAAAGUCUGCAACAUUUAUGCCAAAUUUGAUGAAAAACUUUGUUUUAUCAGAAGAUUCAGGUAAUGGUUUAGGUAACAGGACGAUGCUUACUGGGGUUACGGCCAACAAACGGAACGGUUCUGCUAUUAAAGAUGAAGGAAGUAAGAAAAUUAAAGGUGCGUCACUUUCGGGCGUAACCUCAAAAUCGGAUACCGAUGAUAACGCGGUGCAAUGCCCGGUCUGCAACUCGGAGGUUAGAGAACUUGACGUAAAUACUCACUUAGACUCUUGUCUCGGAGCUUGCGUUUUUGACGAUGGCGCCUCGGCAGUUCAGGAGUGUUGCGUUAAGUCAGUAGGGGAUUCCAGAGAAGUUAAGUGUCCAGCAUGCAAUUCAGGGGUACUGAAAUCUGAUCUGAACGACCAUCUUGAUAUGUGUUUGGGAAGCGUCUUUGGAAAUGGAUCAGUCGAUGAUGAUGAUGGUGGUGACUGGGAUGAGAAAAAUGUGGUUGAUGGGAAACCUGGUUGUGAUAUGUGUCCUUGUCCGUGCUGUGCUUCGUUAGUAAAAUACGAUGAAAUGAAUACACAUCUCGAUCAUUGCCUUAUUGUGGCAUUGGAGUGAUUAGUAGCUUCUUUAUUGUGUGAUGGCCAUUUGGAAAUAACAGAUAAUGUUUUAUUGAUAAUUAAGAAGUGAGUAUCAGAAGUAGAAGAAUUAUGGGGACCUGUUAAUUAUUUUGUUACACUUUGAUUAAUACAUCGAUAUAUUUGUUUGUACAAUAAAAUCCUCUCGGGCUAUCAGCUGCGUCAAGCGGUUGACACAUGAAGUACCCUGAGGACGAGGACAGAGAUGGACCUCGAAACGUUGGUCUCUUUAUGUUUUAACUGCUUGACGCGGUUGAUAGCCCGAGAGGAUUUUAUUGUACACGGUCGGCAUGAAAGCUCAAGAUCAUAUAUUUGUUUGUAUUUGGAAGAAUAAAGUUGUAGGAUCCAUAGACGUCUUAAUGUAUAAUUUAUAAAAAUUAUUAGAAAUUAGCAGAAAUAUUUUUAUGUUUUACGCAGCCGAACUCAAAGUUUAGCCAUGUGUGUGUUUGUAUAUGUAAAAAAAAUGAUCAUGAUAUGCUUUUGCUGAUAGUAUGUUCGAGCUAUCAAAAUAUCUUUAGGUCUGUCCAAGUUUCAUGUUUUGAUUCUUAAUUACAAGUUUAAUUUUAUAAUUUUUACUAAUACUGAUUAUGUGCGUGUACCAUCAUUUCUUAUGUAAGAUAAAAAUUAACUGCUGUAGCAGUAGGUAGCUCGGCAGCUGACGGAGUACCGCUGACUUACUUAUUUGCAGUAGAAGACGCAACGACCGGCCAUACUGAAGGAAUAAAAAGAAAAAAAAUUGGUAACUUGGAACCAAAAACAUAAUUUAUUACUUGCAGCACUGGAAGUGCUUAUAAAAACUUAAUUAAAAUAAAAAAAAAUGUGUAAGCUGUCAUACAAUCUUUAAGUGUUUUCAACCCAGCAGAGUGUGUUUUAAAAUUGCUCCAUCUGUCUGCCUGUCAGGACAAUAACUUCAUAAUGACUAAUCUGAUUUUUAUGGACUUUUAUGUUGGAGUUCUUACAAAGAACUGUCAAGACAUUUCAAUUUUCAUUUGUAUUUGUCAAUUUUCAACAGCCAUUUUAUAUAAGAACCUGAUGGUAUUUGUUAGUAACAUAUUUAAUGGUUUUAUUAUAAUUAUAUUAGUAGCCCAUUCUUGUAGUUUCCUACUCCCGUCCCAGAAUUAUUAGACUGUGUUAUUUGGAUUUUGAUAUAAAUAAUAAAGUAAUA
Molecule: messenger RNA, 3274 nt
Organism: Zootermopsis nevadensis
Lineage: Eukaryota; Metazoa; Arthropoda; Insecta; Blattodea; Termopsidae
Gene: mh
Product: DNA-dependent metalloprotease SPRTN
Biological process (GO): DNA repair
Cellular component (GO): nucleus
Molecular function (GO): polyubiquitin modification-dependent protein binding; metalloendopeptidase activity; single-stranded DNA binding
Source: RefSeq, a predicted model, not a curated record